Danaus plexippus (monarch butterfly) is the source of this 2445-nucleotide messenger RNA. It is a transcript of the gene sim, whose product is annotated as protein single-minded. Gene Ontology annotation, cellular component: cytoplasm; nucleus; transcription regulator complex. Gene Ontology annotation, biological process: regulation of transcription by RNA polymerase II. The record is from RefSeq and is a predicted model, not a curated record. Bases 313 to 1818 code for a protein of 501 amino acids. Lineage: Eukaryota; Metazoa; Arthropoda; Insecta; Lepidoptera; Nymphalidae. Gene Ontology annotation, molecular function: DNA-binding transcription factor activity, RNA polymerase II-specific; RNA polymerase II transcription regulatory region sequence-specific DNA binding; protein dimerization activity. The transcript has 9 exons.
GGUGCACCCCCCUCCCUCUCUAUCCCUCUGGAUUAGAGGGAGUGGGACGAUGCCGUGUCAGUCAAGCGCGGGCAACCGUGACGGGAUAACGCUUCCCUGUAUCAUUGUUUUAGUGAUGUGAAGUUAUGUUAUUAUAAUUAAUUACAGUUAACUGAUUUUAUGUGAUUUAUAGUAUUAAGCAUGUUAUAUGAUGAGGACGUUCGGUUUGUGUUCGUUGUGAUGGUUUCCAUAAUGUUAUGUUACACGCCCACAGGAUUCUUAUAAGCCUGCCGCAAGGAAUCUCCGCGGCCGCUCUCCCUCAACGCGGCCAUCAUGAAGGAGAAGAGCAAGAACGCGGCACGUUCGAGGAGGGAGAAGGAAAACGCUGAGUUCCUCGAACUAGCUAAACUGUUACCACUACCAUCAGCCAUCACCUCACAGCUGGACAAGGCCUCGGUGAUACGGCUCACCACAAGUUACCUGAAGAUGAGGCAGGUCUUCCCUGAUGGUCUGGGAGACGCCUGGGGCGCCGCCCCUCCUCCACCACAGCCCAGGGAACUCUCAAUACGAGAGCUGGGAUCCCAUCUCCUGCAGACCCUCGAUGGGUUUAUAUUCGUGGUGUCACCAGAUGGAAAGAUUAUGUACAUAAGUGAGACGGCGUCCGUUCAUCUCGGACUUAGUCAGGUGGAAUUGACCGGGAACUCUAUAUACGAGUACAUCCACCAAGCUGAUCACGAGGAGAUGUCCGCGGUGCUCAGCCUACAGCAUCCGCACACGUAUGCUGGACCGCCGGCCGUUGGGUAUCCUGUAGGUGGUACCUGGAGUCCCAACGUGGACGUGGAGUGUGAGAGAGCCUUCUUCAUCAGGAUGAAGUGCGUCCUCGCUAAGAGGAACGCUGGCCUCACCACGUCAGGGUAUAAGGUCAUCCACUGUUCUGGAUACCUCCGCGCCCGCCGCUUCGGCGACGGCACGGCUCCUCUCGGGCUGGUCGCCGUCGGCCACUCCCUCCCGCCGUCAGCCGUCACCGAGCUGAAGCUCCACUCCAACAUGUUCAUGUUCCGCGCCUCGCUGGACAUGAGGCUCAUCUUCCUGGACGCCAGGGUGGCGUCUCUCACCGGCUACGAGCCUCAGGACCUCAUCGAGAAGACCCUGUACCACUACAUCCACGGCACGGACGUGCUGCACAUGAGAUACUCGCACUGCACGCUGCUGACCAAGGGCCAGGUGACGUCGCGCUACUACCGCUUCCUGACCAAGUCCGGCGGCUGGGUGUGGAUGCAGAGCUACGCCACCAUCGUGCACAACUCCCGGUCCUCGCGCCCGCACUGCAUCGUGUCCGUCAACUACGUGCUCAGCGACGUGGAGGAGAAGAACCUCGUCCUCAACAUAGAGCAGGGCCCGCCCAAGGCGAGCCCCGAGCCGCAGCCGCCCGCCGCCAAGGCGCCGCACCCCGUGGGCGAGGACUUCGGCGACGGCUACGGCUAUCCCGAGUACAGCCUGCCGGUCAUACCCUCGUACGACGCGCACGAGGACUACCAGAACGGCUACCAGGAGAUGUUCUACGAGAACUACGCGGAACCGGAGGUGGUCAACUACGUCUACCCUCAGAACCAGCGGCCGUUCUCGGCGAGCUCGUCCUCCUGCAGCUCGGUGGAGAGCUCGGAGGUCAACCAGUACAACUACACCAACCUCAUCUCGUUCUACGGACACGGCGCCCAGGGCCAGAGGCAGGCGGAGGGCUUCAGCAGCUUCGCCAAGAACCCGAGCGCCGCGCCGGACGGGUUCGCCGGCGUCAUCGUGGACAACACGCAGUUCCACAGCAACGAGUACGUGCACUGACGGCCGGCGGCGGCCGAGCGGUGCCGGAGCGAGCGGGGACAGCGCGGAGGAUAGCUUGUGGAGAUGGAGUGUCUGAGGGCGAAGGUCAAGACAGACUCACACGCGCAAGGUCAGGUCGGUGGGAAGUGGACGGAUAGCGGACGCGCCCUGACCCGCCUCACGAGAGGGUUCAGUGACUCACUCCAGACUGUCCGUAUUUAGUGCGACACGCUAACUCGCGGUUAGGAUAGUGAUAUAAUUUGGCUCGUCGAAUUUUAUAUUUUAAAUUUAUAUGAUUUUAUAUACAUAUAUAUAUAUCUACGUGUGUUCGUUCGUCGUGAGCCGCUGUAACCUAGCUCACACUGUCUCUAGGCGUCUGCCAAAUAUCAAAUUAGCGACAAUAAUAGUGUAUUCAUAGCUUUAGACUUGUAUAAUCUGUAAAUAAGAUAGCGGAGGAGAGGAAACAGUAUUAAUGAACAAAUAAAUUAAUUAGUCUAAGUUACUCCUUUUACAAUCUGUGCCGAGUCUCGCGGCGCCCCCCUCCCCCCUCCCUGUCGUGUCGCGACAGUCCGGUCGCGUGUAGGUCGUGUGAGUGUCGCGGGGAGCCGCUGUGAUAAUACAGACAUAUUAUUUAUGAUAAAUAAACAA